This is a messenger RNA of Myxocyprinus asiaticus (Chinese sucker), 5399 nucleotides long. It is a transcript of the gene rmp24, whose product is annotated as chromosome 34 C18orf21 homolog. The transcript is spliced from 5 exons. Bases 3843 to 4379 code for a protein of 178 amino acids. The record is from RefSeq and is a predicted model, not a curated record. Lineage: Eukaryota; Metazoa; Chordata; Actinopteri; Cypriniformes; Catostomidae.
AACAGGUUUCUUUCUUUUAUUAACAUAUGAAAAUUCAAGGUCAGGUUGCUUUUCAGCACACAUACUCUUUCACACAAAUGCGUCGCUCUGAUGGGUAUCUCUCUCCCCCUCCUCUGGCGUCAGCUCCUCUUUUAUCGCUCUUCCAGGAUUACUGCAACAAGAAACUAUAUUAUUAACAAAAUUAUCACCCAGGGAUGAAGCCUUACUGCUUUCCCUCUCCCCAGAUGAACACUCAAACACGCCCUCUUCGCCACAUACCCCCACCGUCCGACUCGUGCCAGUGAGCCAUCCGGCCUGCCUACCACUCCCCCCAUUUCUGGAGAGGAAAUCUGCGACCCUUCUGCGACCCCGGCCUGUGGACCACCUCAAACUUAAAAGGCUGUAACGCCAGAUACCAACGGGUGAUCCACGCGUUAGCAUCCUUCAUGCGGUGGAGACAAUGGAGUGGGGCGUGAUCCGAACAGAGGGUGAAGGCCCGCCCCAACAGGUAGUAUCGGAGAGUGAGGAUGGCCCACUUGAUGGACAAGCACUCCUUCUCAAUAGUGCUGUUUUUAGUCUCUCUCAAGGAGAGCUUCCAACUAAUGUACAGCACUGGCCGUUCCUCCCCCUCCACCACCUGCGAGAGCACUGCCCCCAACCCGCUGUCCGAUGUGUCUGUCUGUAAAAUAAUAGGGAGAGAGAAGUCAGGUGCAUGUAAAAGUGGUCCACCACAAAGUGCAGCUUUCACCUGCAUAAAUACCUGUUGGCACUGCUCCGUCCACUGGACCGGAUCUGGUGCUGCCUUUUUAGUAAAAUCAGUCAGCGAGCUGGUGACUGCCAAAUAAUUAGGUACAAACCUACGAUAGUAGCCAGCCAGCCCCAGGAAAAGUCUCACCUCCUUUUUGGUCUUAGGUCUCGGGCAGGUUGCAAUCACUGAGGUUUUAUCUAUUUGGGGCCGCACCUGUCUGUGACCCAAAUGGAAGCCGAGCUACCGUACUCCACCCGCCCAAUUGUGCACUUUUUUGGGUUUGCUGUGAGCCCUGCUUGCCUCAACGACCUUAGGACAGUCCUCAGAUGCUGCAUGAGCCGCUGCCAGUCAUUACUGUAAAUAAUGAUAUCGUUUAAAUAGGCAGCAGUGUGAGCGUGCGGUCUGAGAAUUCUGUCCAUGAGCUGCUGGAACGUAGCUGGGCCCCCGAACAAACCGAACGGAAGCAUCAGGAAUUGGUGUAAUCCGAACGGUGUGGAGAAGGCUGUUUUUUUCACAGGACAUUGGUGUUAAGGGGAUCUGCUAAUAUCCCUUCGUCAAAUCCAGUGUUGAAUAAAAUCGAGCUGUGCCUAACCGAUCGAGCAGUUCAUCAAUACGAGGCACUGGGUAUGCAUCAAAUUUAGACACCGUGUUUACUUUUCGAUAAUCCACACAGAACCAGACUGACCUGUCGCUCUUAGGGACCAGCCCAACCGGGCUGGACCAUUCACUGUGGGAUUCCUCUAUUACUCCCAUCUCGAGCAUAGCAGACAAUUCUUCCCGUGCCACUUAUUUUGUGUUCAGGAAGCCGGUAGGGAUGACUAUAUACUACUACCCCCGGGGUGGUCUCAAUGUGGUGCUCUGAGAUUCGUACGAUCGUGCAGAGGCGAGAAUGCGUCAAAUUCUUUUUGCAACUUGGCCACCUCCGUGAUUUGAGAUGGCGAGAGGUGGUCUCCAUAAGGGACGACUAGUAGGGUGAUUCAGCUAGUGAUUUUGGACCUCACCUCUGGCCCAAGAUCCUCCCUCUCCGGAACUACCAUCGCCAACAUCACGGGUACCAUCUCCCUCCAGACUUUCAGAAGGUUAAGAUGGUAUAUCUGAUGUACAUCACCUCUAUCCAUUCGCUUCACCUCAUAAUUGAGAUCUCCUAUUCGACGUGUGACCUCAAAGGGCCCUUGCCACUUGGCGAGUAAUUUAAAGUUUGAUGUUGGGAGUAAUACAAGCACUUUAUCUCCCGGUGCAAAUUCUCAUAGCCAAGUGCCCCUCUUAUAUAUCCGGCUUUGACGUUCUUGAGCCUGGAGCAAAUUCCUCUGUGUAAGCUGCCCCAAAGUGUGGAGAUUUGCUCUAAGCUCAAGAACGUGCUGAAUUUCAUUUUUACUCUUCGAAUGCCCCUCCCCCAAGCUUUCCGCCGGACGUCAAGCAUGCCACGUGGUUGACAUACAUACAGAAGCUCGAAUGGGGAAAACCCUGUUGAGGCUUGCGGAACCUCUUGGACUGCAAAUAAUAGGGGUUAGAGCCACUUAUCCCAAUUCUUAGCAUCCUCGUGCACAAAUUAUGAAUCAUGUUUUUCAGCAUUUUAUUAAAUCGUUCGAUCAGCCCAUCCGUCUGUGGAUGGUAAACGCUGGUGCGGACCAAUUUAAUCCCCAAUAAUUUGUAUAGUUUGCGUAGUGUGUGUGUGUGACAAAAGUAGUGCCUUGAUCAGUGAGGAUUUCUUUCGGAAUCCCCACUCAGGAGAUAAUUUUGAAGAGUGCCUCCGCAACACUACGUGCUGAGAUGUUGCGCAGAGGCACUGCUUCCGGGUAUCGCGUUGCGUAAUUCACCAGACCUAACACAAAGCAAUGCCCGCGUGCCAUCUGUUCUAAAGGCCCGACGAGGUCCCUCAAAGGGGACCUCAAUUAACGACAGAGGGCACAAUGGUGCUUUUGGGGUGGUGAGUGGAUUCACCAGCUGACAUUUCAUGGAAUGACGCACACCACCUGCGGACAUCCCCACGAAUGCCCGUCCAAUAGAAAUGGGCUUUUACUAUUAGUCAGUUCAGUGUUUUAUCCUGCAAUCGGAUUAUGAGCCCCCUGGAAUAACAUUUCCAGAUGGCUCUUUGGUACUAACAUCUGGGUUGUAAUCGCCUUCGUCUGAGCGUCCUGCAUCACUCGAUACAACCGAUCUUUUAUCACUGCAAUAUACGGGUAUGAGAGUGCCAUAUCUGGCCGGAGUUGCUGGCCAUCAAUAGUUUUCACUUGUUCAAAGGCGUGCUUAAGGGUUUCGUCUCGUGACUGCUCCAGCAGGAAAUCCCUUUCGGGAAAUCCUCUAAGGAUGGGAGGAGCCAAACCCUCCCUGCCACUUACGAUCCUUCGCCAGCAGCCACUUCAGGUUAGCUGUAGGCAGAUGUUGGGCCAUGAACUGUGCUUCUCCGGACAACAGCUGAAGGAAGCGGGCCGUCCACUGAGACUUUGGCCAUUUCCACACCUUCGCCGUCUGCUCAAACAGUACUAUGAACACCUCCGGUUCGUUCUGCAGGCCCAUUUUCAUGACGAUGAUCGAAGGCAUGGAAGUUGCUGGGUCGGGGGUCGCGGCUGGGCCUUCCCCCUGGUGUAGCAAGCUCCGGAGUGCCUGCCGGUCCUCCACUUGAGCUCGGAAAAUCGACUGGAAAUGCUGAUCCUGGUCUCGAUGUAACUCGAGCAGGUCCUGGUGUUGAGCCUGAUGCAUGCUGGCAAGGGAUUGGAUGACUUCAGCCAAUGGUGAAGACUCCAUGAUGGCAUACUGGCUUCCUCAAAGUCCUGAGUUUCGGCACCAUUGUAACGGGUCUGGACGGUGUAGGACAGAGGAAACGGGGGUCAGGUAACAGGUUUCUUUCACUCUAUUAACACACGAAAACUCAAGGUCAGGUUGCUUUUCAGCACACACACUCUUUUCACACAAACGCUUCGCUCUGCUGGGUAUCUCACUCCUCCUCCUCUGGCGUCGGCUCCUCUUUUAUUGCUCUUCCAGGAUUACUGCAACAAGAAACAGCUGUUAGCCAUUAUGAUCACCCAGGGGUGAACCCUUACUGCUUUCCCUCUCCCCAGAUCAACUAUGCCUUCGCCGCUACAGCGUUAUAACAACACAGGGGCGAAGGCAUCAGAUGAAUGCCGCUUCCCUGCCGGAGUCUGUGCUCUGCCCCUUCUGUUUCCAGUGGCGACAACCAGACAAUCAUCGGGUACGUCUGCGGCCCAAACGGAAGCCCACGGCGAGGAUAAGAAGACUUCUGAGGAGGGAUGCAGCAGGAAAGAGACUCAACAUAGCACAAGCUGAAAUCCUUCAGAAGUUUAAACGGGCCACCAAUGCUCUGAUGGUCACGUGUCACACCUGUAGUAAGACGUCCAGAAAACCUGGAAUGAACAGGGAAUUUUUGACUACUCAGUCAAGGUACUGCAGCACCCCCGGGAGUGUGGGCAAAUUCAGGACUCCACAGUCUGCUAACAGGGCCACUCCAAAAUCUUCAUUGGACAGAACACCAAGUGGGAGGCGAAGGUCAGUGACCUCAAACACCAACUCGUCGUCUUCAAAGUCAGGUAGUGCAAAGUCAUCACCUUUUGCCCGCCUUAAGAAGCUACUUAUGCUGGAAGACAAACAGCAGAGCAAGAAAGGUGGUCUGAAGGACUUCCUGUCUUCCCUCUGAACAUCUUUGAAGGUCUUAAGGGCAGCUGAAUCCUUUGCCGAUAAGCUCUGGCCCACUUUGAGUGAUGCUACUGAAAUUCAGAGUGUCAAGCUUGAAACGGAUGGCGAUGGUUUCUCCUUGUGUAUUACAGGGCCAUCUAGUGGAGGACUCUAAAAGGGUGGUUUAUAGAGCUUGGGCAGUAACGCCUUCAUAGCGGGUUCUGUAGAUUAAAUGGCAUGACUUCCUCUGGAUCCUUGUGGACAUUAUAUGUGGUAUUUUAUAGGACAGUGUCACGUUUAAGGCUGUCACAUAUGCUACAGAACCAUGCUUUUCUUUUUUUGGCAUUUAUUUUCAUUAUGUUGCAUACUUGCCAUUUUCCAUAAGAACAAACUGUUUUUUUAUCUGUUGUGAUAUGUUAAUUUUGUACACUUAAAAUUCACACAUUUGUAUUUACAUCACUGCUUCAAUUUUGUAAGGAAGGAGGGAUUGUCUUUACUCUGGCUCACACACUGAAAAUCGUUUUAUAUUCCUACAAGAGUUGAGCUGGGUUUUCUGUUUGUUAACAUUUUGAUGGUUUAAUGGCUGUCAAACUAUAUAGCAAAGACCAAAGCUAUAUAGUCUUAAUUCACAGUAGUGCCAUAUUUUUAACGGGAAUGAAAAUGAGGCUGUGAGGGAUAAACUUGCUGUCUGUACAACUUGAGUUGGACUGUUGUUUAAAGUGGUGUUAAUUGUUCAAAUGAUGAAACAUUGCAAAUACACCCUUCCAAAAAAAAAUUCAGUAGACAUAAAACUGCUGAAAACACAAGUCGGAAAAAUUUAGAUGUGAUCAGUGAGCUUUAUACAAUUAAUGCCGCACAGCCUCGUUUUCAUUCUUGUCAAACAUAAAAUAUGGCGCUACUGUGAAUAAGGUCUAUGGAUUACUCUUAUGUUAUAGAAACUUGCCUCAGCACAGUGCAAUUAAAAUGGAAGAUGCUUUUGUCUUGUAUGAUGAUUCUUCACGUAGUGCGUAUUUUGCAAUAAAAAUAAGUUUUUCCUAUUUAA